This is a messenger RNA of Anoplopoma fimbria (sablefish), 1145 nucleotides long. RefSeq names its product serine protease 57-like. Bases 55 to 789 code for a protein of 244 amino acids. Gene Ontology annotation, molecular function: serine-type endopeptidase activity. The record is from RefSeq and is a predicted model, not a curated record. Gene Ontology annotation, biological process: proteolysis. The transcript is spliced from 5 exons. NCBI's taxonomy places the organism in Eukaryota, Metazoa, Chordata, Actinopteri, Perciformes, Anoplopomatidae.
CUUCUCUUAAAAGGACAAGACCAUGAGUAGAAGGUGUGGAUUUGACCAGAGACCAUGGCAACCAGUUUCGUGCUACUGCUGCUCUUUGUCCUUCAUGGAGCUGAUGGUUCUCAUAUUGUGGGAGGCAGAGAUUCUGCACCGCAAUCACGCCCCUACAUGGCCUCGCUGCAAUCCCGAGGUCGCCACAGAUGUGGGGGAGCCCUGGUGAGAGAGGACUUUGUGCUCACCGCAGCACAUUGCCAGAUACCAGUACCGUACACAGUUGUACUUGGAGUUGGUUCCCUGACCGCGAAUGAGCCGACAAAGCAGGAGUUCAGUGCGGUCAGAUCCUUUCGACAUCCCAACUAUGAUGGACACGCAAAUGACAUCAUGCUGCUGAAGCUCGACCGUAGAGCCCAACUGACUGAAGCAGUGCAGCUGAUCCCUCUGAAACCUGAAACGAUCAACGCAGCCAGUCAGUGCAUCGUAGCUGGCUGGGGGUCUUUAAGGGAUAACGGCCCCGCUUCAAUCAGGCUCCAGGAAGUCAACGUGACCAUCCUGCCACAGCCGACAUGUCGUAGAAGAUGGUCAGGUGUUCGUAUCACCAGUGCUAUGGUUUGUGGCGUAGGGGCCCGCGCCUUUCAAGGUGCCUGCACGGGGGAUUCAGGUGGUCCGUUGGUGUGUGAUGAAGCCGCAGCAGGCGUCGUCUCCUUCGGUGGACGCCGAUGCGGAGACCCCAGAAGACCUGCUGUCUACACACGCAUAUCGUCCUUCGGCCAAUGGAUUGAAGACGUGUUAACAAACAAUUAAGCUAAUUAGAUUACAUGGUAAUAUGUCAGCAUGCUUGAUUGGGAUCUGCUUGUUAUGUUGUUUUAUUUCUGAUAAACAGUGCUCUGGUGAAUGAAAUUAGGUGAUAAAUUCUUUUUUGGCACUUUUUGUUUUUGCAAAAAUUUCGCAAAUAAAAGCCAAGAAAAAAGUAUUCAGUAAGUUGAAUGUUAUAUAAAAUGGCAAUGGAAAAGCAAGGUACAUUUCCAUUAACUCAUUUUAUGUUUUUGUAUUUUAUGUGUUGUCAUUUUGUUCAUUUUGCAUAAUCGGUUGGUAGGUAGGUCCCAGCAAUGAAUGUAAUUGUUGCAUUUAAUAAACAAUAAAAAUGGUCGUACAGCUGA